UCACGUCCGCCUGCCACCUGUAAGAUGGCGACUCUCAGUAGAAGGUUGCUGUGUACCUUCUCUUACCUUCUCAGACAAAAGUUCCCCAUUCUCCGAAGAGGAAACUACAUUAAUAUACUAAGAAGUUCAUGGCUCAAAAUUAUUCCCGUGGGUGUUGGCACAAGCCUAUGUGCAGUUCCUGUUGGGCAGAGGUCCGAGCCCACACUCUCCAAUGAUUCUUUAAUAAAGAGAGCCGCAUGUUUGGUAACAGACAGUACACAAACCUUCCUAUCACAGACAACGUAUGCUGUUAUUGAAUCACUUGCAGAAUACACCACGGCUGUAUAUACACUUAUCUCACUUCAACAAAGAUAUACUGCACUUCUUGAAAAAAUGAACCCCAAUGAGGAGAAUGCUGUUUGGCAGGUUGUUAUUGGAGCACGUGUGCAGAUGAGGAAUCUGAAAGAGCGGUAUUUGAGGUAUGAAGCUAGCUGGCAGCGGGCAGUGAGCAUUUCUGAGAUGGCAGCUGAAGCAGCUUACCAGGCUGGUGCGGAUGAGGCUUCUGUUAGUGUGCGAAAUCAUAUCCAACUGGUACAAACCCAGGUUUCUGAGACUCGUGAGUUAGCUUUGAAGGCUGAAGCUCAGUUGGCUGCUGCCCAGACAGAAGAGAUCAGAAGGUCUAUCACAGAAGACAAAGAUAAAUCCCCUAAUGGAGGCAGUCCACGGAUCAGCAUCUCUGAUGAGGAAAUUCCUGAAGCUUACCUGCGUGAAGAUUAAAUUAACACUUCAUUUUCAUUUACUAACAGACACAAAGGCACAGUAUACCUACCAGUAUGUUGCUCUAGGUGGCAUAUUGGCCGAGUUUAACCAGUUGCCAUCAAUGACCAUUCUCACUGAAGGAAUCCAUGGUGAAUGAAAAGGUAUCAAUUGCUUUUACCAACCUUAAAUGUUAACCACUGCUGAAAUCUUUGGCUGAAACAGUGAUACUUCAUCUUUCGGAAACCUCCUAACCUGACCCCUUGAUGCAAGGUUUGUUUUUACAAAUGGGAAAUGUGUCAAAGAAAUUGUAAAACUUAAGCUAUGAAGCAAGCCUAAAUAGCCCAUGCCAUAGAAAGAGCACAUGUCUCUUUAUCUUGAAUGAGCUGCACAUGAAUUAAUAAUUGACUGUGAGGGCCAAAUUCAUUUUUUUUCUCUCUAAUUAUUUCGACAUAGAGAAAGAAAAUAUGCUAACCAAUAUUCCUUGUAUCCUCUAUACCAGCUUAAGACUUUGCUGGUAGAGGAACUGUUGUAAGGUUUUAUAUUUCUGGCAGCCAAAGGGGGUUAAGUGCCUUCUACCCCAACAAAUGUAUGACUUUCUUUCUGACUGCUUUUAAGUCAUGAGGCUGGAGAAGAGAGAUUAUAUUAGAAAGCUGGAG
Molecule: messenger RNA, 1394 nt
Organism: Pelobates fuscus (common spadefoot toad)
Lineage: Eukaryota; Metazoa; Chordata; Amphibia; Anura; Pelobatidae
Gene: DIABLO
Product: diablo IAP-binding mitochondrial protein
Exons: 6
Coding region: 25-756 (243 amino acids)
Biological process (GO): neuron apoptotic process; intrinsic apoptotic signaling pathway in response to oxidative stress
Cellular component (GO): mitochondrion
Source: RefSeq, a predicted model, not a curated record